Messenger RNA from Apis florea (little honeybee), 1241 nucleotides. Its product is annotated as pinopsin. The record is from RefSeq and is a predicted model, not a curated record. Gene Ontology annotation, molecular function: G protein-coupled receptor activity. Gene Ontology annotation, cellular component: membrane. Gene Ontology annotation, biological process: G protein-coupled receptor signaling pathway. Lineage: Eukaryota; Metazoa; Arthropoda; Insecta; Hymenoptera; Apidae.
AAUCGGGAGAAACACGUGGUGCACGCCUUCUUCUCUUUGUUCCCUUUCGAUUUUUCACGAUUCGCGUCGAUAUACACCUCGUCGUGCAUACUCGGUGGAUAAGAGGGGAGAGAAGGAGAGGAAUGUGUUUGAAGCACAAUGGAGCAUGUUAUUUACGAGGAUCAAGUAAGUCCGGUGAUGUACAUUGGUGCCGCGAUCGCGUUGGGAUUUAUAGGAUUCUUCGGGUUCACUGCGAAUCUCUUGGUGGCGAUCGUGAUCGUCAAGGACGCGCAGAUACUAUGGACCCCUGUGAACGUGAUUCUGUUUAAUCUAGUCGUUGGCGACUUUUUGGUGUCCAUAUUUGGAAAUCCUGUCGCGAUGGUCUCUGCCGCCACUGGUGGAUGGUACUGGGGCUACAAAAUGUGUCUCUGGUAUGCCUGGUUCAUGUCCACUCUGGGAUUCGCCAGUAUCGGGAACUUGACGGUGAUGGCUGUCGAGCGUUGGCUGCUGGUGGCCAGACCGAUGCAAGCUUUAUCCAUAAGACACGCGGCGAUACUAGCAUCCUUUGUCUGGAUUUACGCGCUAUGCCUCUCUUUGCCGCCAUUGUUCGGCUGGGGAAGUUACGGGCCGGAGGCAGGGAACGUAUCUUGCAGCGUGUCCUGGGAGGUCCACGAUCCCGUCACCAACAGCGAGACCUAUAUAGGAUUUCUCUUCGUGUUCGGCCUGAUCGUCCCAGUUUUGACCAUCGUUUCCAGUUACGCGGCAAUCGUACUGACCUUGAAGAAAGUGAGCAAGAGGGCAGGUGCAAGUGGAAGGCGCGAGGCAAAGAUUACGAAAAUGGUUGCGUUAAUGAUAACGGCUUUCUUACUCGCUUGGUCACCUUACGCUGCCCUCGCGAUCGCUGCGCAAUAUUUCAACGCGAAACCAUCGGCGACCGUGGCCGUGCUUCCAGCCCUGCUGGCCAAAUCCUCCAUCUGCUACAAUCCUAUAAUUUACGCCGGUUUGAACAACCAAUUUUCCCAUUUCCUGAAGAAGAUCUUCGACGCGCGAAGCUCGAGGACCGCGGCCCCCGACAGCCAACACACAGCGUUGACCGUGAUGAGCAAGAGGCAGGAGCAAAGGAAAUGAGGACCGCUAUCCUCCAUCGGGCGGCCCAAGCUUCGAAUUGAACGCUCAACGAAUCGUGAAAUCGUUGGAUAUAAGCGUUGUUCCAACAGACCGUGCAUCGAUAUAUCAAAAGAUAAUUUAAUCUUAAUAAUAAA